Messenger RNA from Micropterus dolomieu (smallmouth bass), 2487 nucleotides. RefSeq names its product zinc finger and SCAN domain-containing protein 22-like. Gene Ontology annotation, molecular function: RNA polymerase II cis-regulatory region sequence-specific DNA binding; DNA-binding transcription factor activity. NCBI's taxonomy places the organism in Eukaryota, Metazoa, Chordata, Actinopteri, Centrarchiformes, Centrarchidae. The transcript has 4 exons. Bases 153 to 1568 code for a protein of 471 amino acids. Gene Ontology annotation, biological process: regulation of transcription by RNA polymerase II. The record is from RefSeq and is a predicted model, not a curated record.
CACUUCCUGGUUUGUCUCGGGACUGUUUACAUCAGGUGAAAUCUAUAUCCUGAUAAACGGAGAGAGCGCGUGCGUUUCUGCUUUUGUCCCCUGCCAGGACGCAGUGAUCUGGAUUGUUCUGUUUCAACACACGCACGCGGUAGAUUAAAAACAUGUCCCCGGCCGCUGCCUUCCACGCGCAGCUCGCCUCCAUCAUGGAGGUGCUGGCCAACACGGCGGUGGCGGAGAUCUGCGAGCUCGUAGACAGCGGUUACUCGGUGCUGCAGCUGGAGAUCUCGCGGAGCCGCAAAGAGAACGAGGUGCUGCGGAGAAAACUGCGGCUCAUGGAGCUCCGAACUGCCCGCGCGACCGCCUUGCGAGCCGCGGCCACCGCAAGCGGCACCGCGCUGCUGCACGCGAGCGGCCGCGCUCGAGCUCAUCUGCCUUCUCAUCACCCUGGCAACGAGCCGAGGAGGAACGGCACACCUGGAGGUCAGGUGUCUUUGUCCAGAGCGUCCAACCCGGAGACUCUGCGGUGUGGAGACAAUCUGUCCUCAGACUCUAGACAAGACACAACACAAGGGACAGCUGCUGCAGGUGAGUCGACCAAACCGACGACCACAGUGAUCAAAGUGGAGGACAACGAUGAGUCUUGGUCCCAAUCUGAGCCGGAGAGAGAUUUCUGUCGUGUUGUUGAUGGACAGUCGAUGGAGACAGAAGCCCCUCCGCCACUGACCAAACAGGAAGAAGCAGACGAAGGCGACAGUUCAGCUCGGUCGUGGGUGAGUGGGGAAGUCAGCUCCACCACCAUGUCCAUCCAAAAAACCCUGAACGCCAGCCAGAGGUCAGAAACCAGCAGUUAUGACUGCCUGAUGUACGAGCCACAGCUCCAACAUGGCUCCCACAGUACCCAGAAUCCUUUGAGUGAGGAUCCCGGCUGCUCGUAUGUGUUGAACACCAGUGUGAGUGUUUCAGCUGCGUCUGAUUCAGGCGGCAGCAGCUUCCCUUUCACAGUCAGUGAGGAAACUCUGUCGGCAGCAGAGCACCAGCAGCCUGCAGGUUUCCAGAGCAGCCAGCAGAGGGCGCCAUUACCUGCAGAUGAGCCGCAGCUCCCCCUAAGGAAAGACAUGACAGAAAGGCAAAAUGCUUUCAUCAGAAGGGACAGGUGGAGACAUCACGAUGGCGUCAACAGGGCCUCCAGUCACAGCAGGGAGGACAGCGGGGGGAAGGCAUUUGUCUGUAACUGCUGCGGUAAAACUCUGGCCUGCCUGAAGAACCUGAAGACCCACAUGAGGGUCCACACAGGUGAGAAGCCCUUCGUCUGUGCGCUCUGCGGCAAACGCUUCUCCGACUCCAGCAACCUGAAACGCCACCAGAGCGUCCACACUGGAGAGAAACGCUAUGGCUGCGUGCACUGUGGGAAACGCUUCGCCCAGUCAGGAUCCCUGAAGGUCCACAUGACCGUCCACACGGACUGCAAACAGUUCAGGUGCUCUUUCUGCGGCAAAACCUUCAUCUCCGGCAGCCACCUGCGCCGCCAUAUCACUGUGCAUGGAGGAGAGAAACGAUUCGCUCCAGAGUUUCAGUAGUUACAACUAAUCGACUGACAAAUCUUGUUUCAGAGUGAGACAAAGCAGGCAACUGCACUGGGGCCCCCUGUCCCAGUUUUACUGCAAGUCAGUUGGUUUUGAUGACUUGUAAGAAAAUUUGCAUGACUAAAUUACAAAUCUAUAUUGUGAUAGGUGCUCUAGGUCAAAGUCUAGUUUUAAGAGCUUGAUUAUUUCAGUUUAUAUUGCGUUCACAUGGUGCAUAUUCCUCAAUUCAGUUACCACCACCAGACAACCUGGGGCCAAGUGUUUCUCCAGCAGAGGACUACUAUAAUGAAGCUGUCACGGGAUGUCUGCGGUUUGUUCUGGACUGGAGGCGACAGAGAACAUGGACAAUGUGUGACUUUAUUGAUUCUCUCAUCUGUCAAGUCUUCCCUUCCCCACCCCCCAAACUAUAAAAUGUCCAAAAAGUGAAUCACAAGUUCUGAGAGGGGAGGUCUUAAAAUGGUAUUGUUUUGUCCAUCUGAAACCCAAAGAUACAUUUAUUCUUACACAUGAGAAAGACAAAUAAGUCAGCCCUUACUAUAUACACACACCCUUUUGUUUGGCAUCUUUUGGCAACAACUUUUUUAAUUUUCUUUGUCGAUCUACUCAGAAGAUGGUGGUGUUAGGGAGGCCCCUUACUCACAGUUUCAUCACCCUCUGAGUGUUGCAUCCUUUUUUUCCCCUCUGUUUUAGGGAAAACAAACCAACUGUAUUGUUGCUGAGGUGUUGAUUUGGCUCAGCUGACAUUUUUGUGGACAGAAUUUGUUGUUUUGUACUGUGUCACUUCCUCUUCGCAAAUGCAGUUUUCCACAUGGCGUCUUGAUCUGAGACGUGUUCUCUGCCACAUGACAUCAUUCUGGCCUGUGAGUAACUCUGCAAGUCGACUACUGUUGCCUUAUAAAAACAUGGUAAAUCA